Molecule: messenger RNA, 2187 nt
Organism: Antechinus flavipes (yellow-footed antechinus)
Lineage: Eukaryota; Metazoa; Chordata; Mammalia; Dasyuromorphia; Dasyuridae
Gene: CCDC7
Product: coiled-coil domain containing 7
Exons: 15
Coding region: 197-1420 (407 amino acids)
Source: RefSeq, a predicted model, not a curated record
CCACCAUUUUACUCUGAAAGAAAUUCCCAAUCUGGCUAGAGAGGUGGUUUUUAAAGAUAACUAGGAAGAUGCUUGGGAAGGUAUAUCGUCAGCUAAUUAGCUGCUGGAUUCUGUAACUGUGAUAGUGCCCAGUUGACACAGCAUGACUUUGGAUGAUGUGUGACUGGGGGUUCUCAUCACCCAAGAUUAUAAGACUAUGGAGUUUUUAGAUACUAAAUCAGGCAGAAGCUGGAACUAUGAAGAAAAGCCAUCCCAGACAAUCCUUCAGAAUAAGGAUAAAUUAUCUACUAAAGGGAAAAAAGUGCAUUCUUGUAAAACUAUUAAAAGGAAAAAAAAAUCUUUGAUGAAAAGUGAAAAAAGGCUGAUAUCUGUACCUAAAAUUCCAGUUACUCAACUGCUCUCUCUUAUUCCUGGACAAAAAGUGGCUGAGAGCGCUCCAGCUAAGCCUCAUAUUGAAGUAUGGAUUCUUCCCCUCAGAAAGGACCCUCAAGAAUUGACACGAAACAAAUCAAGGGAAACUCAAGGAAGUGAAGAUGACCAAACAGAAAUUAUCAGUUGGCAUGUAGAAGAUGAUGCUGAAAAGAAAAUUUCUUUGCCUGACCUGUUUCUAAGCCAAGUUAAUCUAAUUAAUGAGGAAAUAGAUGGUGAGUUUCAAGGCCAAAGAAAGGCAGAUUUGGAAAGGCAAGAUAUUCAGCAUGAUACAAUUACCAAAAAAAUGGUUGAGUUUGAAGGCCAAAGCCUUUUGCCAGAGUGGAAAGAUCAAGAUAGUCAACCUACCACAAGUAGUACCAAGAAAAUGGGUGAGUUUGAAAGCCAAAGCCUUUUGCCAGAGUGGAAAGAUCAAGAUAGUCAACCUACUACAAGUAGUACUGAUAAAAAAGAAAAAAAUGAACCUUCAGGAAUUUCAGAUGUGAUUCCCUCAAUUACAAGUCUAAUUAAACAAUUAGACUUAGACAGAGUAGUUGAGAUAAGCAUAGAUGAUUUAUUAAAGGACACAAAAGAAGUCAGUUUAACUUCAGCAUGGACAGAUGUUUCAACAAAAACUGUGCCUUUCUCAAAGCUUCUUCAACAAAAUAAAAUAUCUGGUUUACUAAAGGACAAAAAAGACGGUGCAAAAUCAUCACAGAUGGAUGUGGUCCAAGAGCCUUCUCCACCAAGAAAGAAAUUUGAUAUACUGAAAGAUGGAAGGGAAAAUCAGGGUAAGCACAACUCAUCGUAUACGAGCAAAGCAAAAAAGAGCCCUUCAUUUCCAUUUCAUAAGAAAGCUACAGAGCAAGUUUUUCCAAAGGAAAAAAAACAAGCUUCCUCCUUGAAGUGCUUCACUAUAAAGCAGCAAGUGAAAACACCUCAGCUGGACAGAAAGAACUGCUUCAGGGACAGGCAUUUUCCUCCAUUAAUUCUUGGCAGAAAAUGGAAGUGAAUUACCAUCCAAAUUACAGUCAGCCAGAGAUAUUUUACUCCUGUGAACAAUUCCUUCAGUAGAAAAAAGGAGAUAUACUCAGGGUCAUAUUUUAUUUCCAGGAAAAAACUUCAUGCCACAAAAGACAAGAUAUACUACAGUUGAGAAAAUAUUCAAAUGAUGUCAUUCUUCUAUGUAGUUUAUAUCAUCAGAUUUAUUGUACUUUGAAGAAGUAUAAACUAAUUAAAAUCUAUUGGGUGUAAUUGUGAAAUAAGAUCUGUGAAUAUAUUAUUUUGGGUAAUGCCACUAUUUUCAGUGUCAAAUUAUCGAUCAAAUGAAACUUGUAUUCUUAGGAGUAAUUUUCAAAGGUUUUUUUUUUGUUGUUGUUUUUGCAUUAAGGAAAUACACAAAUUAGAAGCUCAAUUUUGGUCACAUACUAAAUAUUAAAUUCUCAAUUUGUGUUUGCAGAAUACCCUCCUAAAUUGAGUAGAACUAGGAAACUCAUGGCUCUUUAUUUGAAAGAGCUUAAAAGCUAAGUGGGAAUAAUUGUGGAAAACAAUUUUAACUGGUAUUAAGCAAUGAGGAUAAGAAAAAAAGGAAAUCUUUUAAAAAAUGUGAAAGCUGGCAGCUAGGUGGUGCAGUGGAUAGAGCACCAGUCUUCAAGUCAGGAGUUCCCGAGUUCAAAUCUAGCAUUUUACACUUCCUAGCUGUGUGACCCUGGGCAAGUCACUUAACCCCAACUGCCUCAGCAAAAAUAAAUAAAAAUUAAAAAAUAAGACUAUUAAAAA